AGUUGUUUGAAGUUAAUGUACCUAUUGAUUUUCUCGUCACGCCGGGUUUCUCGGCAACCAGGGACGGACCUUAGUUAGCUAGAUUUUAGCAGCUGUUGGCUCAUGUACCCGUGCAUCACGACAAAGAACAUCUCAUCUGGACCACACGGACGUCUCUUUCAGCCUGUUCGAGAGAAAGAAAACGCUACCCGGGCCUGCAAACAUCACACAAACAAGUUUUUUUCGAAAUAUUGUUUAGAUUGCUCUUCGAAUAACAUCGACCAACGACAUAGUACCAGAAAUGCUACCAAAAACAAGUCUCUCCACAACGGCCCAUUGGAGUAGGAUAUUUCUAGACCUUGAAGAGACCGCAGAGUUCGAAGAGACCAGGCCGAUCAGCACUCGCGCCUCACGUACUCAUCGCGCCUCGCGUACUCCCCGCGCCUCACGCACUCUUUUCUGGGUCACAUCAGUAGAGCGUGGCCUACUUCUCGCCGCUCUUGCAAAGAAGCGCUCAGAAGUUGAUCUCCUCCGUACCGAAGUCGAGCACCGCCCCAUCACCGACGUUUCUUCUCUGCACGAGCCUAUCGGUCCUCCUAUCGUCGCGAUUUUCAUAGUAGCGUACGCGCUGGGCGACAUCCAGGCUGUCAUCUACCUUAUCAUCCUGUUUCUCGUCCCGAUUCUCAUUUUGGGUCUCUACGCGUCACUACUGCGGCUAAAGAGGCUAAAGCCGCAAGUCCUAGAUGGUAGCAUUGACAAGGACAGGGGGAAGGAGAAGAAGAGCGCAAAGGUGUGGGGGCCUUCGGCCGAGCAAUGGGAACGAAGAAUGCAGUGGGAAGCAGCGUGGUGUUGGAUAGAGCGCCAUCUGGAUUACUACGCCGACCACUUCAUCGCGUGGGAUCGACAUCCCGGAGGGACGAAGACCGCGGUUUGGGAAGAGCUUGUAAGAGUCUGGAGGGAGUGUGAGGAGCUGGAGUAGAGGGCGAGGAGACCUGAUCUGGGGGAAUGCAAAUUUCGUUGCGCCUCACAAUCUCGUGAAUCCGAGCGCAUCUAUUGAGGGAACACGAUAAUAUAUAUCGACGGGCAUAGUCAACAUUACUGGUCCCGCCAAUAUACGGCCUACCUAGCACCAAAACAGCUGGAUCCCAGCUACUGGCUCUGCUUCAGAUCCCACAAUUCGAUU
Messenger RNA from Mytilinidion resinicola, 1162 nucleotides. RefSeq lists its product as uncharacterized. Lineage: Eukaryota; Fungi; Ascomycota; Dothideomycetes; Mytilinidiales; Mytilinidiaceae. The transcript has a single exon. The coding region runs from base 281 to 958 and encodes 225 amino acids. The record is from RefSeq and is a predicted model, not a curated record.